Molecule: messenger RNA, 606 nt
Organism: Paramuricea clavata
Lineage: Eukaryota; Metazoa; Cnidaria; Anthozoa; Malacalcyonacea; Plexauridae
Source: the annotation of a GenBank genome assembly
AUGCCAGAGGUUUAUGAUGCUUUUCUCGCCAGUCAUUUCAGUGUACAGAUGUCGAAAAGUAACCCAUUUGGUCAAAACGAGGCCGACAAGACCAUCGAGAAUACGAUCAACAGGGAUUGCAAGACGAGUGGCGGCUACAUCGGAUUCAGUGCCAAUUUCGCGGCGACUCAGCGGUGGGUCUUGAACAAUUCCAGGCGCAGCUCAUACAGACGACUCUUCCGCGAACACGUAUCUCUGCUGUCUACUGAGAACAAGCCCCACAAAGAGCUCUCACCUUCCCAUAUAAGAUCAGACAUGGAAGCUGUAGCAAAUGUGGUUGACGUUUUGGAGAAUGUUUUCUGUAAUCCGUGGAACAGAGACGUCGUGCACCUGAUUAGCCUGUCAAGCGGGAUAUCAGCAACUCCUGAGGUCAGAGAUGACCUACUUCAGGCUAAUGAAAAAGGAAAAAGCGCGUCUAGGAAAUUCGUGGAACAGCGAUGCUCAUCUGAUGAAAGUGUUCCCUUUUUUGAUCCUCUGACAAAGCUCAAGCUUAAGUCAUUCAAGAAUCUCAAAGCUGUUAAGAAGGUUCGUUCUAAGGAUGCUGUAAUUCCUAUCAAACUAGAUUGA